GAUGAGGGUAACAGUAGUCGAGCCUGACGUAUCGCAUUCCCGUCCAGUUGCUCUGGCAGAGGUGCAACAUGAUACAUCUGUACAGACUGCCAUAGUGCAACAUUCAUCCAGUGUUGAAUCAGACGAUGAUGUGCAUGAAGUUCCUGCUGCUGCAGACCCUCCCGGUCUUACUUCCAAUGAUGGGCUAUUGGAUGAUGUUCCAAGGGAUAUAGAGUCAAUCGACUUGAUUCACUACAGACUUUUGACACUUGAGGGUUUGGAUCUGGGUCGGUUUAAGCAAAUGACCCGACUUUCUGUAAGGCAAAAUCUUAUUCACAAGAUCGAGCAUUUGGAUGAUGUUGCUCAACUGGAAGAAAUUGACUUUUAUGAUAAUCGCAUUUCUACGGUCUGUAACUUGGAUGGAUUGACACAUCUCAAAGUACUGGACCUGUCAUUCAACAAAGUACGCAAAAUUCAAGGGAUCGAAAGUCUGAUCCAUUUACAUGAUCUGUAUUUUGUAGCCAACAAGAUCACAGUGAUUGAGAAUUUGGGUCAUUUGGUGAACUUGACCAACCUGGAACUGGGUGCGAAUCGUAUUCGUAAACUAGAAAACCUAUCUUUAUUGGUGAAUCUUGAGCAGUUGUGGAUAGGCAAGAACAAGAUUAGCAAGAUUGAAGGUUUGGAGAACCUCAAAAAGCUGCGUUUGAUCAGCAUCCAAAGCAACCGACUUACACAGAUUCAAGGGCUUGAAACACUUGCUAAUCUGGAAGAGCUAUACCUUAGCCAUAAUGCGAUUGAAAGGAUACAGGGACUGGAAGGGAAUUUGAAACUGAGCACGUUGGAUGUAUCCAACAAUCGCAUUACCCAAUUGGAAGGAUUAGACCAUUUGACUGAAUUGGAGGAGUUAUGGGCAAGCAAUAACCAGCUGAAUCAAUUUCGACAAGUAGAGCAGCAACUCCAAAACAAAACAAAGCUGACGACAGUGUAUUUUGAAGGCAAUCCUCUUGAGACGGAUGCACGUGCAGUUUACAGAAGAAAGAUUCGAGUACUGCUUCCUCAGCUCAAGCAGAUUGAUGCAGUUCUUGUUCGUUAAUAAAAGUAUGCUUGGUGAUG
Batrachochytrium dendrobatidis JAM81 is the source of this 1092-nucleotide messenger RNA. RefSeq lists its product as uncharacterized. Gene Ontology annotation, molecular function: protein binding. The transcript has 7 exons. Bases 2 to 1072 code for a protein of 356 amino acids. NCBI's taxonomy places the organism in Eukaryota, Fungi, Chytridiomycota, Chytridiomycetes, Rhizophydiales. The record is from RefSeq and is a predicted model, not a curated record.